This is a messenger RNA of Trichoderma atroviride IMI 206040, 689 nucleotides long. The record is from RefSeq and is a predicted model, not a curated record. NCBI's taxonomy places the organism in Eukaryota, Fungi, Ascomycota, Sordariomycetes, Hypocreales, Hypocreaceae.
ACUAAAGACAGCAGUUUUUGGCUUUUGAGAUGCUGGUUAUAUACUCAUAAGUACCUUCCAUUGCUUGCUUAAAAAGGAAAUAUUUAAAAGGCGGAAGGGUAUUUUGCACAAGACUAUACUUAUUAUUUUAAUAACUUGGUAAUGGAGGGUUGAAGGGGCGUUUCGUAAUAUACAGUGUAGUAUGUCGCUACCUUUCUCUUACUGCAAGUCAGCUGAUAAGGUCAUGGCGACGGUAGCCGCAACUAGGCGCCGGAACUAACAUCUUAUCCAAUAACCAAAAACGGACGGAACUCUUAGGACCGCCAUAGGACAGUACAUAAUGAUGAGAGAAGAUUCGCACUGUACCAGCCACAGAUUGGCCAAAUGGCCCGUGCGGAGAGAAAAUUUACAUUGACAAAAGCGGACACUCAUUUCGGUUCCUACUGUACAUACAUUUCUUCAUCAGAUGCGCUCAUGUAUGCGGCCUUUAAAGUGGGUCUGCCGGCCGGUGGCUUUCUGUCCCAACGCAGCGAAUUGCCCGAUCGGGGUAUCAAUAAGACGACAGAACGGGCCUUCAAUAACACCCAAUUGUCCCUGCGCAAACAAAGCACCGGCCACCAGUGGGCAGAUAAGAGCCUUUGCUGACGACUAAUCCCAUCUUUGGAAAGCGGCUUCAGAUGAAUAAGUAGUGCGCUUUUCGUCCCGUGUUC